AUGCUUUCGCAGAAAUGCUUGGGGUUUCUUUAUUUCACUUUCUAUCUGUGGGCAAACGUGUUAUUCAUCCUCCUUCAAGGUAAGUUGCUUUUAUCUUGUGUCUCUCUCCUCACCCCCCAGCCUGCCCUAUAUUUCUCUUUAGACAUUUAUAAUGCUGGUAUUUAAUCCUUUUGAAUCCAGCUCAAAAGAAAAGAUUGUUGUAUGCGUGCUUUUUAUUAUUUGGAAUGCAAGGUAGGUGACCCAAAUACUUGGUUAAAGAGGCAGCUGCGUUUAUGAAUGCAAAAUAUGAGGUUUCUAUAUUCUAUAAUCUAGUUUAAUUGAAGUGGGGGAGAUGUAUCUAUCUGGAAAUAAGUUUGUCUAUUUGUUAUUUAUUGUUACAUUUCUACCUCCAUCUUUUCUUCAACGUGGGGUACACACUCUUUUAUCUUCACAACAACCCUGUGAGGGUUAGGCAGGGAUUCUGUCGCAAAACACCAAACACAAGUGGCUAUUUCAAAAGACAAAGUGGUUUUGUUUUGCGAGGGAUUCUUGGCCUCUGUUUCUUCCACACAGACUGAACAUAGGAAUCUAAUCGUUUGUUCAUUUAGUUCAGUAUUGCCAGCACUGGUUCUCCAGGGUUUCACUCAGGGGACACUGCCGGAAGAUGCUAGAGGUUGAACCCUGACCUUCUACACACAAACCAGAUGUUCUAACCACUAAGCUGCUGCUAGAGAGGUGCAAGCCUAUGCAUACCUCCUUGAGAGUAAACCCUAUUAAACUCAGCAGAACUUACCUUUGAGCAAGGCUGCGUAGCAUCUGGCUGCAAAUGGCACUUUGUGGAUCGGGGCCACCUGGCAAGAGAAAGGGAAGGACAAGGACCAAGAAAAAAACCAGACGGAUUCUCAUACCAAAGUGCGACAGUUUCUUCGCAAACUGUUGUCGAGUCAUGCUUGCCAAAACAUGCAAGGCCCUCUUUUUGAGGCUGAAUUUAAGACGAAGAUCAAUGCCGUUCUCACAGUUAGGGCGGCCUGAUCUUGCUUCUCUGCCUUUAACAAAAACAGCGCUGUGCACAAAAAUUAACCUGGCGAACCUGGCAAUGAAAUGGGUAAUGGAAAAGACUUUGCCUGCUUAAUUUGAUCAAGUCAGGCUGCUGUUGAAAACUUAGGAGCAAGACUGGUUUUUUUUAAAGCGACACUGAAAUGUCAGCAAACCCACUUAUAGCUCAUGCUUGUUAGCCAGCAAUUCCCAAACUUUUUCUCUUUUUUUGCUACAGAGGCUGAGACUCAAGAAGUUGAGUUGUCAGCUUUGGGCCCACCCUCUCAAAAAAAUGUUAUAUACCUUUAAGAGCAGCUUCUUCUCCAGACUAUACAGUCAUACCUCGGGUUACGAACGCUGCGGGUUGCGGGUUUUCGGGUUGCGGACUGUGCCGAACCCAGAAGUACCAGAACGGGUUACUUCUGGGUUUCGGCACUCGCGCAUGCACAGAAGCACAAGAUUACAUCACGCGCAUGCGCAGAAGCGCCAACUCACAUCACGCACAUGUGCAGAAGCACCGACUCACAUCACGCGCAUGUGCAGAAACACCGACUCACGUCACGCGCAUGUGCAGACGCAGCGCUUCAGGCUGCAAAUGCUGUGGGUUGCAAACGUGCCUCCCGCACGGAUCACGUUCGCAACCCGAAGUAUGACUGUACUUACCAAUUGACCCCCAAAAUGUCUGGCCUGCUCCUGUGUCUUCCAAAGUACCAUAAUGUACAGAAACCAGCAGGUGAAACUUUUCUCAGCAUGGAGAUAGGCAUUAACCCUUUUCACAUAUGGUAUUAACAUGCUGAGGGGCAGUGAGGCAGCAUUAUAUGGGCACCUAACUUCAAUGCAUACAGUUAUAGGUGAGGAAGCACUUUCAGACCUUCUAAGGACUUACACAGAGGCCAGAUACAAGCAUCCUUACUCUCCCUCUCCAUGCAUUCAUAUAAUGUCUGAAUAAAGUUACAGUCUCACUUGCUAAUAUGAUGAUAGCUACCUUUGGGGGGGGGGUUUCCUAAAUGGAAAGGUGGGGUGGGUGUUUCCCAAAUAAAUAAUGUUACAAAAGUUGGGUGCCUCCCCCUCUCUCUCUGCCAAGCGGUGGCAAGAGCCCAUGAGGUUCCAGGCCCAGGAUCUGUGGUCCUUUGGAAAACUGAAACAUGACGGAGACUGCCGUAGCUUUAAGAAAUAUGGUUUAUUCGCCAAUUUGCACCUUCAGUCUGCAUGGAGGGAAUCCGGAUCGUACAGCAUGGUCAUUUCAAGAGGGGCUUGUGGCCUUCAGCCAGCCUGCCCAAGAUGGAUCCCAGUCCUUCUUCCUUCUUCUUCUUCCCAACAACUCUUGCUCAAGACUCUCUUUUGCUGUCACCUCACACCCAGUUACCUUGGCAACCUUCCAAACCCCCAGUCUGUGCUCACACUUCAUGGCAAAGGGGAAGGGCAGUUCUCUUGCAUUGCCAAUGGCUCUCAAUAGCCCUGUAUUGUUCCUUAAUGGCCCUAGCUUGGCCAAGUCAUUUUGCACAGGCUAGCCCAGUAAUUCCUCUGCAGCCUGUAUUUCUCCCUUCACAUCCCAAACGGUCAAUAAAUAAUAUUCCUGAUAAAAGCACAGGAGCCAGUACCAGUAGAGCAGUUGGCUCUCCCAUUUGCAAGUGAAGGAGGUGCUCCUUCAGUUACACAGGCCUUGAGGCAUGUAGGGCUUUUAGGAUAAGGCUGGAUCGAUGUGCGCUCCCAGACUGACACCAAUCCAUGAGAAGGAGUGCAAACCUAUCCAGGACAGGUUGCCCACCAUCUCUCCAAACAAACGAAACCACCCAACAUACAACAUCAUCGGAUGAUACCACUUUUGAGCAAUCCAUAGGCAUGUGUGAACCCCAGGCAGUGCCGGAUUUACGUAUAAGCUAAACAAGCUAUAGCUUAGGGCCCCACUCUCUUGGGAGCCCCCAAAAAACUUAAAGGGAAAAAACUGGAUGUACAUUCCCAAAAUAUAAGAUAAAAAAUAAAUAAAAUAAAACCUACAAACAGCAACAGUGUUUUGUGUUGUGUAGGCUCCUAUGAUGUAAGUAAUGGGCCCCGCCUGCUAGCCUCCUCCCUAAAAUAUCACUGGUUUGCUCAUUUCUAUAUCAAUUACACAUUUUGUUAUGUGCAAAUGGCUUUAGAUACCUAUUACGUCCAUAAAUUACUAUAUAGCAUAUAUUCAACACAAAAACAGCAACAAUUUGUUGUUGGCAAAGGACAGCUGGACAUAUAAAGGGCCCCAUUACCUUCAGUAGCUUAGGUCCAGUGGCCAACUCUGGGGUUGCGGCGCUCAUCUCGCUUUGUUGGCCGAGGGAGCCGGCGUACAGCUUCCAGGUCAUGUGGCCAGCAUGACUAAGCCGCUUUUGGUGAACCAGAGCAGUGCAUGGAAACGCCGUUUACCUUCCUGCCAGAGUGGUACCUAUCUAUCUACUUACACUUUGACAUGCUUUCGAACUGCUAGGUUGGCAGGAGCAGGGACCGAGCAACGGGAGCUCACCCCGUUGCGGGGAUUCAAACCGCCGACCUUCUGAUCAGCAAUCCCUAGGCUCUGUGGUUUAACCCACAGUGCCACCCGUAUCCCACAAUAGCUUAGGGCCUCAUCAAACCUAAAUCCGGCCCUGGCCCCAGGCCACAGUUUAGCCAACCACGCCCAUUGUGUUGCCAGUGUUAUUGAUCGUGAUACUGUCACACGUAUGGAUCCUUGGCCAGCCCUGUUGCAUCCAGUUGUGUUUGUGUGAGAGAGACAGGUGCUCGCCAGGACCAAAUCUCUCUGCUGCAGAAUAAUUUGGUGGCUUAUCAGGCAUUAAUUCAGCAUGCAGCAGUUGGUAUUGUGAUGUGAUUAAAACCUUUAAAAGGUAUGAAUGAAUAUUCAAAUGUCUGGAGGCUUAUCUUUUAUUAUUAUUAUUCCACUUUCUUGCCCUGUGUUCAGUGACUUCUUCCUUCUGCUAUUUCCUUUUCUUCCCUAGAUGGCUUGGCAUGCAAAUCUGAAGAAAGGCUCUUUCACAAACUCUUCUCCCGUUACAACCAGUACAUCAGACCUGUGGAAAACGUGUCAGAUCCAGUUACAGUGUAUUUUGAAGUGGCAAUUACACAGCUUGCAAAUGUGGUAAGGCUAAAUGCGCAGUGCCAGCCAGAUAUUUAGGUGCUGUGAAAUCCAAACCUCCUGGUCAUAGAAGACUCACCCUUACCCAGGGGCUCCAGCACAUACGGUAGAUGAAAACCCUGGAUGUGUAGUGCUCAGUGUGCUUGAGAAUUUUCUCCAUUCCCAUCUUUGUGGUUCACGAAGUGCUCCAUGUGUGCAAUGGAUCAGUUGAAUUUUUCAACUUUCAAAAAUGAGGGGUGCUAAAAAGUUGUAGCAUGAUUUGGGAAUUCCAAAUAUAUUUUGUUUAAAUUAAUAUAGCUUAGUAAUAGAUUUAUUUUUUCAUUUAUACCCCGCCCAUCUGGCUAGGUUUCCCCAGCCACUCUAGGUGGCUUAGUUUUGCUUGGUGUGUGUAGAAUUGCAUAGAAAUCAUUAAAAUCAUCCUGGAGAGAAGGAGGAGGGCCAGGAGACAGAAGUGAGGCCGGCUGCUGAGUCCUGAGAAUCUCCCCCUCCCGCUGUGGUCAGUUCCCCUCCCACCUCCUGGUCUCCCAGAACACACAAGGGAAACAAAAAGAGGAAAGGUUGCCAUACAUCCAGAUUUUCCCAGACAUACCCAGAAUACCGCAGUCGGAAGCAGUGUCCGAGUGGAAAUCGGGAAAAUGUCCGGGAAAAUCUGGACGUAUGUCAACCCAUGUUGGCAGUUUUGUUUUUGCUGAUUUUCCUUAAAAAUAGCUCAAAAACGUGAUUAUUUAUUUAUUUAUUUGUUUAUUUGCAAUUUUGCCAAAAAGGCUCAACAACUUUUGUGUAUUGAUUUUCACUUUUUGAAAUAAAGUGGUACUUCGGGUUAAGUACUUAAUUCGUUCCGGAGGUCCGUUCUUAAACUGAAACUGUUCUUAACCUGAAGCACCACUUUAGCUAAUGGGGCCUCCUGCUGCCGCCGCUCUGCCGCUGCUCGAUUUUUGUUCUCAUCCUGAAGCAAAGUUCUUAACCCGAGGUACUAUUUCUGGGUUAGCGGAGUCUGUAACCUGAAGCGUAUGUAACCCGAGGUACCACUGUAUGGCAAGCCUAAAAGAGCAGAGGAGAGAUUGGUUGCAUGCAUAUGCAGUCUAUGACUGCUGGGGGGACAGACCCUGAAGAGGCAGCUGUGAGAAGGCAGGGACCUUCAGUCCUCGCAAUUGCCUCAUUGUGGGCAAGACCUACUUGGAAGAGUUGAUGGAAUCAGUAGGCCUGCACUGCCUUUGUUUUCUUUGAAUAGUUAACUUCAGUGACACCACCUUUUUUAUCGCUGACCUACAUCUGACUCAGGAUCUUGACAGAUAUAGAAAAGGAGGAGGUUAUCAUACAUGUUAAGAGCAUAACAACUGCCUUGCUGGAUCAAUCCAAAAGUCUGCCUAGUCCUGCAUCCUGCAUCCAACUAGCCAGAUACCAUUGCCAGUUCCCAAGCGUGACCUGAAGGCAACAGACAAACUUUGUGGGUACCCAGAGUUUAGAGAUACAUUGCCUCUGAAAAUGGCAUGGCUAAUGGUGGUGUAGUGGUUAAGAGCGGUGGUGGACUCGUAAUCUGGUGAACUGGGUUCGCGUCUCCGCUCCUCCACAUGCAGCUGCUGGGUGACCUUGGGCUAGUCACACUUCUCUGAAGUCUCUCAGCCUCACUCACCUCACAGAGUGUUUGUUGUGGGGGAGAAGGGAAAGGAGAAUGAUAGCCACUUUGAGACUCCUUAAGGGGAGUGAAAGGUGGGAUAUCAAGUCCAAACUCUUCUUCUUCUUCUUCUUCUUCUUCUUCUUCUUCUUCUUCUUCUUCUUCUUCUUGAUAAUAGACCUACCCUCCACAAAUGUGUCUAACAUCUCCUGGGCUAUUGGUCUGCCUGGAGUCAGGAGGGCCCAUAGAAGCCUCUGAGAUUGCCUCCCAUACCCCGUCUGCACCCUAAGGGACUGUGUGAAGCAGCCCCAUGACACAACUGUAGGAGUAAAUCAUUUGCCCUCUUCUGUCUCUAGGAUGAAGUCAAUCAGAUUAUGGAAACCAAUCUAUGGCUACGACAUGUAAGUGGAUAUUUGUGUGCUAGGGUGUAUUUCACAAUAGUGCUGGGCUUCAAAGUUAUGGUUGGGAUGGCUCCAAAACAGUUCCUGGGGUGAGGAAGCAGGAAUCUGUUGUGAGGGGGGAUCUUGCUGUCACAACAUCCAUAGUAUAACCACUCAUGGAUUACUGUGGUGUUUAUUAUUAUCACUAUUAUUUUGGAUUAUUACCCGUCCUACACCCAAGGGUCCCAGGAUGAGUUACAAAAAUUUGAAAUACAGUCUGUGAGCCACCCUGAGUUCUUAUGAUGAAGGGAGGUAUAUUAAUAAUAAAUUAUUAUUAUUAUUAUUAAGUUUAACUGAUUGUAUUAUGUAUGGUAUAUCCUUGUUGUAUACUGCUUAGAUGCUAUAGUAUAAAGUGGUAUAUAAAUUAUUAAAAUAUAAUAAAACUAAAUAAAAAUAUAUAAACUUAUUCUAUUAUAUCUUCAUAACAAUAAUAAUAUAAUUUCCCGAGCCACUUUGGGUGGCUCCCAACAGAAUAUUAAAAACACGAUAAAACUUCAAACAUUAAAAACUUCUCUAAACAGGGUUGCCUUCAGAUGUCUUCUAAAAGUCAGAUAGUUGUUUAUUUCCUUGACAUCUGAUGGGUGCACGUUCCACAGGGUGGGCGCCACUGCCGAGAAGGCCCUCUGCCUGGUUGUCUAACACUGUUGUCUAAGGCAACACAGUGAUAUUCAUGUUCAAGUGGUGUUUGAGCAGAAGAACAUAAGAAGAGCUUGUUGGAUCAGGCCACUGUCUCAUCAAGUCCAGCAUCUUGUUCUCAUGGUGGCCAACCAGAUGCCUGUGGGGACACCAAAAGCAGGACCUAAGUGCAGCAGCACUUGGCCCACCUGUGAUUCCCAGCAAAUGGCAUUCAGAGACAGUGGAAGUAGAACAUAGCCAGCAUGCCCAAAAUCCAAUCUCAAACAUAGCCAGCAUGCCCAAAACCCAAUCUCAAACAUAGCCAGCAUUCCCAAAAUCCAAUCUUGCUAAACAGAGGCUUUGGGUGAAGGAAGGAAUAUCUACAAAAGCCCUGAAAAUCAAGCUGCAGUUGCAGGGUGAAUUUUCUAGGAUCCAAAAACUAGUUUUUUCUCUCUUUUAGAUUUGGAACGACUACAAACUGCGGUGGAAUCCAAUGGAAUACGAAGGGAUUGAGUUUAUCCGUGUGCCAGCGGAUAAAAUAUGGAAACCUGAUAUUGUGUUAUACAACAAGUAUGAACUCUAGUUCCUCAUCAUUUUACAGCUUUUUUUAAAAAAAAAUCAAAACAAAUCCAUAUCCUUCUGUAUUAAUAUUGCAUGGUAGAACUUAAGGCUGCCUUGUGUUUGCAUUUCCAGUGCCGUUGGAGAUUUCAUGGUCGAAGGGCGGACCAAAGCUCUUCUCAAAUAUGAUGGUACCAUCACAUGGACACCACCUGCCAUCUUUAAAAGCUCCUGCCCCAUGGAUAUUACCUUCUUCCCCUUCGAUCACCAAAACUGCUCCCUGAAAUUUGGGUCGUGGACUUACGACAAAGCUAAAAUUGACCUUCUAAUUAUUGGCUCCAAAGUGGAUAUGAAUGACCUUUGGGAGAAUAAUGAAUGGGAAAUAGUUGAUGCUUCUGGCUAUAAACACGAUAUCAAGUACAACUGCUGUGAGGAGAUCUACACCGACAUCACCUACUCGUUUUAUAUCCGAAGGCUGCCCAUGUUCUACACCAUUAAUCUGAUCAUCCCCUGCCUAUUCAUUUCAUUCCUGACUGUACUGGUUUUCUACCUUCCAUCGGACUGUGGAGAGAAAGUGACCCUUUGCAUCUCUGUUCUACUUUCUUUGACAGUGUUCCUGUUGGUAAUCACAGAGACAAUCCCCUCUACCUCUCUGGUAAUCCCUCUGGUAGGAGAAUACCUGCUGUUCACCAUGAUAUUCGUGACUCUCUCUAUCGUCGUCACGGUCUUUGUACUGAACAUCCACUACAGGACUCCGAUGACUCACACAAUGCCCAAGUGGGUGAAAACCGUUUUCCUCCGUCUCCUGCCCAAAGUCCUGAUGAUGAAGAGACCCGUCCAGAAACACAUCGAAGCCCAGCCUAAGAAAACCAAGAAAAAUGGUGCCGCUAAAUCCAGCAAGCCAAAGGCCGAUGACCCAGGGGAAGCCAAAGUCUACAGCGAGCACAGAUGCUGCCACUGUGACAAACCCAGCGAACCGUCCACGGGUAAGAAAAGGAGACCAAGCCACCAGUCGGCUAAAUGGGGGGCUGAGCAAGCAGAAUACUCCCCUGAGGUCAAAGAAGUAAUUAGCAGUGUCCAGUUCAUCGCAGAAAACAUGAGGAGUCAGAAUGAGACCAAAGAGGUAAGCAUUCUGGUGUCUUGAGAAUGAAUUUGUAUCUGAGAACCAGCAGCUGAGUUAUUGAGGUAGGCCUUCCCCAACACGGUACCCUCCAGCUGUUGCUAUAACUUCCAUCAUGCUUGACCAUCAGCCGGGGUGGCUGUGUUUGAUGGGAGUUAUAGUCCAACAACAGCUGGAUGGCACCUGGUAUUGGUCCUCAAAAGUCCUCAGUAUACCUGAAGGAGUGUCUCCAUCCCCAUCGUUCAGCCUGGACAUUGAGGUCCAGCUCUGAGGGCCUUCUGGUGGUUCCCUCACUGCAACAAGUGAGGUCACAGGGAACCAGUCAGAGGGCCUUCUCAGUAGAGGCGCCCACCCUGUGGAACGCCCUCCCAUCAGAUGUCAAGGAAAUAAACAACUAUCUGACUUUUUGAGGUCAUCUGAAGGCAGCCCUAUUUAGGGAAGUUUUUAAUGUUUGAUGUUUUAAUGUGUUUUUAAUAUUCUAUUGGGAGCCACCCAGAUGGGUGGGGUAUAAAUAAAUUAUUAUUGUUAUCAUCAUCAUCAUCAAUAAAUUUGGUGCAUAACACAAGCAAUGGCAGAAGGCUCAAGACCUUGGUUGAUGCCAGCCCUGGUGCCAUGUAAGUUCUCAGGGCGUCAGUAAGGAAAAUGGUGAAGGCCUUUUUCCAGAACAAACAGUGACACUCCCUGAAAUGAAAUGCAGCUCCUUCUGAACUCUAGUGUAGCUCUGUAGAACUCCAGAAGAGAGGGGAAGCAUUGCUAAAUGGGUACAUGCCCAGUGUCACACUGGCGAGCAGGCACCGACGUCAGCAGAAAGGGUAGUUCCUCAGCAGAAUGCGGUUUGAGGGGUGCUGUCUCUGGGGAUUCUCGAUCAGGGGCCCCUGGUCCAAGGGCCCCUGACUGACAGACUCUGGCUGGGCACUGGGGCCUAGUCCUGAAUUUAGAGCACCUCCACAGUUUGCACCAGUGGUGUUCCUGAUCCAGGUGAUGCUUAGGAACAUGGGAAGCUGGCUAAUGCCUGUUAGCAGAGGCACUUAAAUAAAGCUGAUGGAGGCUGUGUACACACACACACACACACACAGAGAGAGAGAGAGAGAGAGAGAGAGAGAGAGAGAGAGAAGCCUGGGAACAAUACCAUCAGGCCAUUGGUCCGUCUAGGUGAAUAUUAUCUAUGUUGACUGGUAGCAGUUCUCCAAGGGUUCUGAUAUGAGUCUUUUCCCAGACCUACCUCAUAACCUCCAACAUUUCUCUUAUGAAAAUAGGGACGUCCGAUUCCAUUAUUAUUAUUAUUAUUAUUAUUAAUACCCCACCCAUCUGACCGGGUUGCCCCAGGCACUCUGGGCGGCUUCCAACAUACAUAAAGACAUAAUAAAACAUUAAACAUUACAAAAAACAUCCCUAUACAGGGGUGCCUUCAGAUGUCUUCUAAAGGUUGUAUAGUUACUUAUGUCCUUGGCUUGGGACUCGCAUAACUCCAUACCCUCCAACUUUUCUCCAAUGAAAAUAGGGACGUCCCAAAGGAAAGCGGGACAUUCCAGGAUCAAAUCAGAAACCAGGAUAGCUUCUGUAAAUCUGGGACUGUCCCUGGAAAAUAAGGACACUUGGAGGGUGUGCUACCUGUUCAUGCUUCGAGUUGACCCUGGGACCUUGUGUAGGUCAAGCAGACGUGCUGUGACUGAACUACAGCCCUUCCCCUUCUUCCUCAGAGUCCUGGCUGUCACUGAUUUCCAGGCUCAUGUCAUAACAGUAGUCUUCCAGUGUCUAAGAACUGCCGCCGCCAUUUAUUUUACCUCAGAGCCCUUGCUAUAAUAUGAAGGUGCUUCCAUCUCCCACCUUCCCCAGAUCCCAUCUGUCUUGUGUACUUAGGCUAGAAGCAUUUUGGCAUUUGGCGUCUUUCUGAGAACGUGGAUGUUAAUCUCAGUAGGAUCCUUGAACAGCUGUUGUAAUGUAAAUAAUGUAAUUGCUAUGGGAGCUGUUGAGGGAAGAAAGCUCCCUACGGUUUCAACAGAAACGAAGACUGCACCUCAGGGAACAAGCCUGUGAUUUUAUGUGGGCAGCACUGCAAUAGUUAUCCAUACCAGGAAAGCUUUUCCAUUUUAGAAAGGAAAAAGCAUCUAAUACAAGUGCGAACAUGUUCCCUUUUCCUUCAGCCUUCACCCCUGGGCUCUCUGGUCCUCAGGGCUCUUGUGAUUUCCCUAACACAGGCCCCCCUCUUCCCACUGAAAUAAGGCUUGAAGAAGCAUUCUGUUAGUGCCAAUAGACUAGGCUGUGUUGUGUGCUUGAUUGCAGCAUGUGUGUUGUACACACAAUAGUCUCUCUCUGGUUUUGCAAAUGGGCCACAGGCCCAGAAAGGUUGGCAACCCCUGUUGUACUGUAUUGAAGAGGGAUCUGUUGAAGAGAGAGGGGGGGGAAUAUCCUGGGAACAAUACCAAGUCAGGCCAUUGGUCCAUCUAGGACUAGGUCAUGGGUAGGCAAACUAAGGCCUGGGGGCCAGAUCCAGCCCAAUCGCCUUCUAAAACUGGCCCGUGGACAGUAUGGGAAUCAGCGUGUUUUUUUAAGAGUAGAAUGUGUCCUUUUAUUUAAAAUGCAUCUCUGGGUUAUUUGUGGGGCAUAGGAAAUUGUUUCAUUAUUUUUCCCCCCAAAAUAUAGUCCGGCCCCCCACAAGGUCUGAUGGACAGUGGACCGGCCCCCUGCUGAAAAAGUUUGCUGACCCCUGUCUAGGUCAAUAUUAUCUAUGUUGACUGGCAGCAGUUCUCCAAGGGUUCAAAUAUGAGUCUUUUCCCAGACCUGCCUCAUAACCUCCCAUAUUUCUCUGAUGAAAAUAGGGAUGUCCUAUUCCAUCAUCAUCAUCAUCAUCAUCAUUUUAUUAUUUAUAUCCCACCCAUCUGACCAGGUUGCCCCAGACACUCUGCAUCUGUCCCUCUGCCUCUUCCCUGUUCCAUAUGGGCAUAACUAUUAACAAAUUAUUAAAUAGUCUUAUUAAAUAGUUGCAUGACUCUCCGUUGGCCCACCUACUCCUCCUGCACCGCUCUUCCAGCGCUAGCAGAAGAGGCACUGUCCACUGACUGCAUUUGGCAAGCUUGCAACGUUUUGCCCCAGUAUGUAGUUACCUGCAUACUGGGAUAAUGCCACUUUGCCAGGCUUGAAGUGGAAAAAAACAGUGCCUUUUUGACAUCAGCAACCAUUGUACCAAUCUCCAGCUUCAUCUCAUACCUAUUUGUAUAUCUAGCAAUCCACAAACCCAAUACUAAUGACAGGGAGGAAAGACUGUAGUGUUUAGCAGGUCUAGAAGAAGUGCCCAUUUCAGGUUCUGGGGUCCUUGGGCAAAGUGUCCUCAAUAAAUUCCCUCCUUGGGAGCUCUCCACUUCCUUGGCACACUUUCCACUGCCCUGUCACUUGCCUCUCCCUCUAGGACCAGUUUGUACCACUUUCCAGAGGGAAAGGAAAAAGCUUGCAGUGGCUCCUUCUCCUCCUCCUCUAUCCUCUCACUGCUUGUUCACUUUGAGCGGGCAGGUGAACAAGCAGAAGCAGCAAGAAGGUGGAGUAGCAGGGCUAGGAAGCUCUGGGAUUAAGCAGUCAACCCACUGCCAGGAAUGGGUUUCAGCAGGUCUCUGGCAUUGCCAAUCCCUAUACACUGGCCAUCCUGGAAGCAAAGGAUCAGGUGUGAAGAUGGGCAGCUAGUGAUAAGCAGCAACCAGCAAAACUCCUUCUUAUCAUUGGGUGGGCAUUUUGCUGCUAGUUUUGUGGGGCCAUCUCUGUAAGUAAACAAACGGGAGCAACAGCUUUUAAAAAUGGGACUCAGCAAUUAUGCUAAUAGGUUUGCGUAUUUAAAUGGAUAAAUAUUUCAUGCUAAGCAGGGUAUCAUUUUCUUUGGCAUGAAGACACUGAAUAUGCACUUAGAAGUUCUACAGAAAUGGAGGCCCUCAUCCCAGGGUGGUGGUCAAUCAAUGUAGCCCUAUUGAAUUCUGUAGAGCUGUGCUGAUGCAAGGGAACAAAGGAGCUGUCUUGAAAGGGAGCCAAAAGACAAACAUAGGGUUGAACUGGAGCUUUGGGGCCAAGCCUGGAUUAACCAUUAUGCUAAGUAAGCUACAGCGUAGGGUCCCAGCCAGUUUGGGGUCUUUGCCUGUAGUGGAAUUACUGGAAAGCUUCCUAAUGCAGGGAGAGGAUGGCCAUCUUCCAUCUUGCUCUUUCCACUGAGCUCUUUGAAGAGUGCACUGUAAUAAAAAGGGAACAGUAGCUGUACUUCCUGGAAGAGGGAAAUUGACAUUGCUGGUAGCCCUGGGAACAAGAUAACAGGCAGACAUUUUAUGAGCAAAUGGAGGCCUCGGUCCCAAACAUAGACCUUUGAGUGAUUUCAUCUGUAUUCCCAGUUGUCAUUACCAAAUAUGAGUGUGGGUCUUAGUGGACUUAGCAGGAAGCAUUAAAACAUCUCACUCAGUUGUCACUCUGAUGCCACAAUAAAUUAAUUAGUCUUGAAGGUCCUGGGGGACUGGUUUUGUGUGCAUUUAGCAUUCUUCAUCCAAGUGGCUCUCCAGUAUAACUAGUGGCAAUCAGGUUUAAAGAGAAUGUCAUUUAUGUAUAAGUCCAGGGCUCCAAAACAUGGUUCACAAUCCUCUAAUACACCCUUUGCCAAUGUGGUGCUCUCCAUAUGUUUUGGGGUUACUUGUUCCCAUCAGCCACAGCUGUGUCGGCUGGGGCCGAGGAAAGUUGUAGUCCAAAACAUCUGGAAGGCACCAGGUUGGGGAAGGCUUCCUGAAAAGGACAUUGCUGUUCAGCUUUGUUUGGACCUCUAAAUCAUGCACACUUUCUCUCUGCUGGUCUAAAACAGCUGAAGAUGGAAGAUGUCUGAUGCUUGCCUUAAAGAAAGUUUCCUAAUACAAUUAUUCCAAAAUGGGCAUAGCAUUGGUCCUGAAGUCAGCAGGGUUUCAGCUAAGCUUCUUGAAUUCAGUGAUACUAGGACAUGUCAGCGCUUCACAAUGCUCCAGUUUCAUGUGCAUCUUCAUAAGACAAAAGCUGGAAAAUGUCACAAUUGAAUGGGCAAAACAGUUCUUUCAGCGGAACCUCAAGCUGAUAAUGUUUUAUUACCUGGGAAAAGUUGAAUUGUGUCUAAACCUGGCACAUUAAAUAUGAUAUGUCUUCUUGUGUGUUUACAGGUGGAAGAUGACUGGAAAUACGUUGCCAUGGUAAUUGACAGAGUGUUCCUGUGGGUGUUCAUAAUUCUCUGUGUAUUUGGGACUGCAGGAUUAUUCCUACAGCCCCUGAUAGCAGACACAUAA
Messenger RNA from Podarcis lilfordi (Lilford's wall lizard), 13732 nucleotides. NCBI's taxonomy places the organism in Eukaryota, Metazoa, Chordata, Lepidosauria, Squamata, Lacertidae. The record is from the annotation of a GenBank genome assembly.